UGAGAACACUAUGAUACUUAAGUCAAUAAAGUGUAUCACACAAGUAAUUUAUAAUUCAAAAAUGGAUCUUCUUUGGGGUUACUUAGUAUAUAUAGAGGUUUCCUGUUGGAUUAGAUCAGCACUAUAUGAGAUUCCAUCACAUGAUGUCUAUCUAGUGCAAUGUCUAUCAACUUAGAUCAUCUCUAAGUAACCGAAAUAAUCACGUACAUGCAUGAAAUUCACUCCUUCCCAAGUUAGGUGGCGUGUAGCAUGUAGAUCCCUAUUGAGCCUAGACUUUUCAGUUUAGACCAGUUAAUGAGAGCUUUUAUAUUGGGCUUUACUACAAAAUAGGUCUUCCAGUUACCCUGCUAAUUCCCUUCGCUCUAUGACAUAGGGAAUUUAUGUUAACAAAUUUUGCAAACACAUUUUCAUCAUUAUUUUAUAUAUUUUUUUUUCUCAGGCGUGAACCUCACUAUGGUCCCCCUUUUUAAACAACCUCUAACCCAUAUGUAAACUGCUAAGUACCCUGCUAUCCCUUCACAUUUCUCUUUGUGUCGUUUCACAUUUUCAAAAAUCAAAGAGCCCUCAUGAUUUUUAGCUUACGUAGCGAUGGUAAGGGUUCCGUGUGACGGUUAUUUUUCUGUUCUAGUGUUAGGUCAUGAUCCCUACAGCUAGCAUUUCGUAUUUGCCCUUUUUAAAUACCCUUUUGCCAGUCUCCUCUAUUCUUCCCUUUACUCACUUCCCUUCCUUGUGCCCUUGCUUUCUCUCUGUUCUUGUUUCUUUGCACUUGCCCAUCCCGUCCUCUUUGCUUUCUUGUCAUUCUUUACCUCAAGUUUUCAUUAUCGAAUAUGGUGGUAAUUCUGCACAACCUUCCCCAGCAUCAGACUCCCCAAUCUUUGAUGAGUAAGGGUGGAGUUCAGCCCUCAGAUAGAAAAAUUUUCCAGGGAUUUGGGACGAACUUCGCAUCCCUAAAAAAGUAGUGCUGGAGCUUCCUCCAUCCAGGUGCUGCAACGUUGAAGGGUUCGCAGGCAAGGUCACUUUAACCACGUCCCUUCUGGCUCAUGGGUUGAGACUCCCCUUCUGUCGCCCUCUUUGCAACAUCUUGGAUUUACUCGGUUUGGCACCUGCUCAACUCCAUCCCUUCGCAUUGAGGGCUUAUUUUGCACCUACGUAGUCUUUCGCAUGGUAUUGGAGCCCCUCGGAUAUUUAUCCUGACCUAACCGCUCGAGAAUUCUAGUCCUUUUACAACGUGAGGCCAACGAUCAAGGGCAACAUUGCUAGCUUUUGCAAGAAAGAUAAAGGGCAAACGUUGGCUCGAUUUGAAACUCGGCACUCAAAUGCCAAAAACUGAACGAUCAGGUUUUUCUUCAUCACUAAACAGGGUUGGGAGUUUCUCGCCUUUGAAGUCCCUUAAAGAGAUUUCCCAGUUAGGGUGAUAUGGGGCGUCGUUCCUGAUGAGAAGAGUUUGUGGGUGAACAUGGAGCCUUUGUCAAUUCGAGAGCUAGCUCGAAUUGAAACUGUCUAAUCCUUAUUGCCUAUUAGUAGCAUACUAUGGCUGAUGUAGAGGUUCAACGUGAUCAUGACCUGUGGGCUUGUGGGUUUGAGGACAAGCUGAUUGACAUGUUGUACCAAGAAACAUUCGAAGAUAAAUUGGUGGGGUCCAAAAUAACAAACCGUGACUGUGUCCGACUAGCUGAGCGCCUCAAUAACCUGCGUAUUAAGCGGGUUGAUUUAUCACAAGUGAAGGGAAAAAUCGCUCGUCUUAAAAAGAUACAACACCAGUUUACAGAUUUAAUGGGUCAAACGGGCAUGGGUUGGAACCCCAUCACAAAAACUGUAAUUGGUUCGGACGAACAUUGGGCAAAUGCGAUUCGGGUCCGAUCUGAGUGGACAAAGUUCAAGAACAAUGGUUGUGGCAACUACAACGUCCUCUGCAUGAUUUUUGGUCAGGCGGUCGCAACAGGGGUGUUGCAUUUUGCCUCAACGCAAGAAGCCCCCUCUAGAGAAGAAGAGCAGCAUCUGAAGGAUGAAUUGAGGGCCCGGGGUCCCAUGUUUGGCACUGGCACUAGAUUAGACUCGACUAUGGAUCUGGAUGCCAUCGAGAUCACUCCCGAAACACAAGGAGGGGCGCCGCAGCAAAUGACUCCUCGACGACGACGUAGGGAUGCAGCCGGGCCAUCAAUCUCACCAGAUCUAGCUGAUGCCUUGAAAACAAUUACCGCUAGUUCUAAAGCGCGGGCAGAGUUAGAUGCAAAGAUGUUUGACCUAUGCAGUUCAAAGUGCAGUAGAGGCGAGAGUUCAAAUACUGGGUCUGAUACAGGUUAUAACAGUGUUACACAGUGUAUGCAGUUUUUGUAUGAUAUCACCCCCUCCCCUACAUUUGGACGUCCAGCUUGCCGCAACAAAAGCUUUUUUGGAUCCUAAUAUGAUCAAUGUCUUCCAGACCAUGACUCCAGAGCUGAAAUUGCACUGGGUGUGGUCACUAACUGACCACGCAUAUUGGGUUUGCUUUGGAUUUACAGAAUUAUCUGACACUUUCUUUUACUUAUAUUUUAUCUAGAACUUUAUUAGUUUUAUGUUGAUUUCUAACAAUCGUAUUUCGUGUGGGCUAAUUUAAGUUCAAACAUUGGCGUGGUAAUUUUUUUAAAAGUACUUGCUAAGUUCAUAUAAAAUGAGUUCCUUUUAUUCCUAGUAUUAUAAAUACUGAAAACUUCUAAAUAUUUACGUACCACAUAUUUUUAAAAGCGCAGCAUGGACAAUGAUAGUUGGUGGAAUAAUGAGAUAAACACCGAGGAGAACAAGGCAAGCGAGGAGGGCUCUAGUAGUAAUGUGUCAAAUACAUUUGACAAAGAUAGAUGGGCGAAAUGGAACGCAUGAAGAAGAUGUAAUGAUGGUACGCAAGAAGAUGUGACCCUUCUGAACAUGAUGAUGGAGGAGCAGCAAUCCCGUGCCCAAUGUUGUAUGCCUAGGCCACAACAUAAUAUUGGCUUGCGUGGAAGGGAGUAUAUCAACGAAGUCUUAAAUGGACAUCCUGAUAACUGUUACGAGAUGUUUUGAAUGGAGGUAUAUGCAUUCCGGGCCUUAUGCGAUCAGUUAUGUAGAGAUGUGGCCUUGCGUGAUUUGACUCGAGAGGUCACUUUGGAGGAAGCCUUAAAAAUGUUUUGCUACACCGUCAGACAUGGUGUAGUUCAACGAAAUUUAGUUAAUCUAUUUCAACAUUCGGUUAGAACUGUGAAUCGACAUGUGUACGCAGUAAUGCGUGCAUUAUGUCGCCUUGCGCGCCAUGUGAUUAAACCAAGUCAGACGACAUGAGUGAUGUCUUAUAUUGAAGGA
This is a messenger RNA of Carya illinoinensis, 3312 nucleotides long. RefSeq lists its product as uncharacterized. The record is from RefSeq and is a predicted model, not a curated record. Bases 1531 to 2403 code for a protein of 290 amino acids. The transcript is spliced from 2 exons. Lineage: Eukaryota; Viridiplantae; Streptophyta; Magnoliopsida; Fagales; Juglandaceae.